GCCAAACAAUAUUUCAUAUAUUUAAGUUUCUGCCUGCUGUGAGAAGCUGAGAUCCACCAACGCCAAAAUGCCAAAUAUUAGCUUUCUAGAGUUCCAGUACAAGCUUUCAAGAAACAAGCUUCUGCGAAAGCCAUCCCGGUUGUUCUCUUCCCGGGACAGAAAGAACUCUUUACCCACUUUUCAGCCAAAUUUGAGCGAGAUGAGGCAAGUUUUCAAUAAAUUUGACUCCAACAGAGAUGGAAAGAUUUCUCAACAGGAAUACAAGGCCACACUUAGAGCUCUGAGACAGGACAGCAUGAUAGGAGAUGUGCCAAAGAUUUUCCAGGUGGUUGAUUUGGAUGGAGAUGGAUUUAUUGAUUUCAAAGAGUUUGUUGAAGCACAGAAGAAAGGAGGAGGCAUUAAAACAACAGACAUUCAGACUGCUUUUCGAGCAUUUGAUGUAAAUGGAGAUGGAAAAAUAUCUGCUGAGGAAGUUAUGGAAGUUUUGAGGCGGCUUGGUGAGAGAUGUGGCCUAGAGGAUUGCCGCAGAAUGGUCAGGGCAGUUGAUGCUGAUGGUGAUGGUAUGGUUAACAUGGAUGAGUUUAUGAUUAUGAUGACAGAAACUCUGAUUUGCGAUUAAAAGGGUCGGUUCGAGUUUAGAGAGCUUGCUUCUUUGUUUGUUUUUCCUUCUGUAACUUGCAUAAAUAAAACUUGUUCAGAGUUCAUGUAAUGCGUAUGCAUGUAUACUUCAUAUGUAGCAUAAUAUAAGUUCUUUCUAAUCUUUUUUGCGGUCA
Messenger RNA from Ricinus communis (castor bean), 773 nucleotides. Its product is annotated as calmodulin-like protein 30. Gene Ontology annotation, molecular function: calcium ion binding. The coding region runs from base 68 to 619 and encodes 183 amino acids. The transcript has a single exon. Lineage: Eukaryota; Viridiplantae; Streptophyta; Magnoliopsida; Malpighiales; Euphorbiaceae. The record is from RefSeq and is a predicted model, not a curated record.